GCGGGCCGGCUCUACUUUCCGCCGGCAUCAUUAGAGCCUCGCAGGGAGAAGGCUGGUGAACUGUCACCAAAGACUGCGUUGAUUACAACGUUUGACUCCGAAUGAAACAAGACUUUUGGGUUUCCGUUUGAACUCCUCCAUCUUUUUCGAGGUGUACUAUGAAACGUAGCUUCGACGACCCUCCUCGUAAAAUUACAAUUCAACUAUAGGCGUCUCUAUCCGUUAAUUGAUUUUCGUCAUUACAGCUUUAGCUAACUGUGACCCUCGAGGGACGCUUUUCUUUCUAUCCGAAACGGUUUCGCGCCCCUCUUCGUCCUCAAACCCACCUAUUCUGGUCUCAUAGAAGCCUACGAGGGAUUCGCCUACUGAGGAGAGCCGACAGACAGCGCCAAAAUGGGGUAUGGACGGUCGGACAGCUACCGUGUGGCCACCACGCAGGACAAGGAUGAGAAAGAGUCGCCUAAGAAGAAGGGAGGAAAGGAUCUGGAUGACCUGAAGAAGGAAGUUCCUAUAACAGAACACAAAAUGUCAGUGGAGGAGGUUUGCCGGAAGUACACCACUGAUAUCGUACAAGGUCUGACCAACGCUCGGGCAGCAGAGUACCUGGCCAGAGACGGCCUCAACGCCUUGACUCCGCCCCCCACCACCCCAGAAUGGGUGAAGUUCUGCCGUCAGCUGUUCGGCGGGUUCUCCAUUCUGCUGUGGAUCGGUGCCAUCCUCUGCUUCCUCGCCUACGCCAUCCAGGCGGCGACCGAGGAUGAGCCCGCCGGAGACAACUUGUACCUGGGCAUCGUGCUGUCAGCAGUUGUCAUCAUCACCGGCUGCUUCUCCUACUUCCAAGAAGCUAAGAGCUCCAAGAUCAUGGAAUCCUUCAAGAACAUGGUCCCACAGCAAGCCUUAGUGAUCCGGGAGGGCGAGAAGAUGCAGAUCAAUGCUGAGCAGGUCGUGGCUGGAGACCUGGUGGAGGUGAAGGGAGGAGACAGGAUCCCAGCUGACCUUCGUAUCAUCUCCUCUCAUGGCUGUAAGGUGGACAACUCAUCUCUGACUGGCGAAUCAGAACCUCAGACCAGGUCACCUGACUGCACCCAUGACAAUCCCCUGGAAACCCGAAACAUCGCCUUCUUCUCCACCAACUGUGUCGAGGGAACUGCACGUGGAAUUGUUGUCUGCACCGGGGACCGCACAGUUAUGGGCCGUAUCGCCACACUCACCUCCGGCCUGGAGACUGGCAAGACUCCCAUCGCCAAAGAGAUCGAGCAUUUCAUCCACAUCAUCACGGGUGUGGCUGUCUUUCUGGGUGUCACCUUCUUCGUCCUCUCCAUCAUCCUGGGUUACUCCUGGCUGGAAGCCGUCAUCUUCCUCAUCGGUAUCAUUGUGGCUAAUGUGCCUGAGGGGUUGCUGGCCACAGUCACUGUGUGUCUGACGCUGACCGCCAAGCGAAUGGCUCGUAAGAACUGCCUGGUAAAGAACCUGGAGGCUGUGGAAACCCUCGGCUCCACCUCCACCAUCUGCUCCGACAAGACCGGCACGCUGACCCAGAACAGGAUGACCGUGGCCCACAUGUGGUUCGACAAUCAGAUCCAUGAAGCUGAUACGACUGAAGAUCAGUCCGGUUCCUCUUUCGACAAGAGCUCGACAACAUGGGUGUCGCUGGCCCGCAUCGCUUCUCUCUGCAACCGCGCCGUCUUCAAGGCAGGACAGGAAUCUUUGCCCAUCCUGAAGCGGGAUGUUGCCGGCGAUGCCUCCGAAUCUGCUCUGCUGAAGUGCAUCGAGCUGUCCUGCGGUUCCGUCAAAGCCUUGAGGGACAAGAACAAGAAGGUGGCAGAGAUCCCGUUCAACUCCACCAACAAGUAUCAGCUUUCAAUUCAUGAAAAUGAGGAUGAAAACGACAACCGCUACCUGCUGGUGAUGAAGGGAGCUCCAGAGAGGAUCCUGGACCGCUGCUCCACCAUCAUGAUUCAGGGCAAAGAGCAGCCCAUGGAUGAUGAGAUGAAGGAGGCCUUCCAAAACGCCUACCUGGAGCUGGGGGGGCUGGGAGAGAGGGUUCUGGGUUUCUGCCACCUGUUCAUGCCAGAGGACAAAUACCCAAAAGGCUUUGCUUUCGACACAGAUGAUGUCAACUUCCAUACCGACAACCUUUGCUUUGUGGGGCUCAUGUCCAUGAUUGACCCCCCACGCGCCGCUGUGCCCGAUGCUGUGGGCAAAUGUCGCUCUGCUGGCAUCAAGGUCAUUAUGGUGACUGGAGAUCACCCAAUCACAGCCAAGGCCAUUGCAAAAGGCGUCGGCAUCAUCUCUGAGGGAAACGAGACGGUGGAGGACAUUGCUGCUCGUCUGAACAUUCCUGUGAGUCAGGUCAACCCCAGGGACGCCAAGGCUUGUGUGAUCCAUGGAACUGACCUGAAGGAUCUCUCUCAGGAGCAGAUGGAUGAUAUUCUGAGAAACCACACAGAGAUUGUCUUUGCAAGAACCUCCCCCCAGCAGAAGCUCAUCAUCGUGGAGGGCUGUCAGAGACAGGGCGCCAUCGUCGCUGUGACAGGAGAUGGCGUGAAUGAUUCGCCUGCCCUGAAAAAGGCUGAUAUUGGAGUCGCCAUGGGAAUCUCCGGCUCUGAUGUCUCCAAACAAGCUGCAGACAUGAUCCUGCUUGAUGACAAUUUUGCAUCCAUCGUCACAGGAGUAGAGGAAGGGCGUCUGAUCUUUGACAACUUGAAGAAGUCCAUCGCUUACACUCUGACCAGCAACAUUCCAGAGAUCACCCCCUUUCUCUUUUUCAUUUUGGUCAACAUCCCGCUGCCUCUGGGCACCAUCACCAUCCUCUGCAUCGACCUGGGAACCGACAUGGUUCCAGCCAUUUCUCUUGCUUAUGAAGCUGCUGAGAGCGACAUCAUGAAGCGUCAGCCCAGGAACCCUCUGAGGGACAAACUGGUCAAUGAGAGGCUCAUCAGUAUCGCCUACGGACAGAUAGGCAUGAUCCAAGCUCUCGGUGGAUUCUUCGCUUACUUCGUCAUCAUGGCUGAAAAUGGCUUCCUGCCGUCCGUGCUCGUCGGCAUCCGGCUGAACUGGGAUGAUCGCUCCAACAACGACCUGGAAGACAGCUACGGCCAGCAAUGGACCUACGAACAACGUAAGAUUGUGGAGUUUACGUGCCACACAGCCUUCUUUGUCAGUAUUGUGGUGGUGCAGUGGGCAGAUGUCAUCAUUUGCAAGACCAGGCGCAAUUCAGUGUUCCAGCAGGGCAUGAGGAAUAAAAUUCUGAUAUUUGGCCUGUUUGAGGAAACAGCUCUGGCUGCUUUCUUGUCCUACUGCCCUGGCAUGGACGUGGCAUUAAGGAUGUACCCACUGAAGCCCAGCUGGUGGUUCUGUGCAUUCCCGUACAGUUUCCUCAUCUUUGUUUACGAUGAGAUCCGAAAAGUCAUCCUCCGCCGGAGCCCUGGAGGCUGGGUGGAAAAAGAGACAUACUAUUAAACUAUCAAAGCAUCAUUCUCCUCCUCCUCCUCCUUCUUCUUCUCCCCUCCUUCCCUCCAUCGCUCUCCUCCUUUCAUGCUCAAAAUGUACAAGAAAGCAAUGUUUACUCCUCUUCUUCCUCCUCUUCAUUCCCUCAUCCUCAUUUCCUAAAGAAUCUAAAAGCAUAAAGCUGAUGAGAGGACCAACGGCAGAGGAUGACGGGAUGGGGGAGAAGCUCCUCCCCCAUCCCGUCUGUCCCUAUGUCCACUUUUUUUAUCCAAAGUCUUUACAGCACUAAUCUGCCAGUAACACUGUUUGUGCCGAUGCUUGUUACACCGACGGCCGCAGCCGCUCUCGUGUGCGUACUUCCAUGACACCGCCGUGUCGGAAAACAGGAAGCAGCCGAUCGACUCCGACUGUUCCACUGCCGACACGGGCAGAGCGACGGCGCUCCGGUCUGGGCGAUCCGAGCAGAUCCGCCUGUUCUCUGCCAGAGCCAAGCCGCCCAGGUCCAGCUCCGCUAUCACUGCCAUUUCCUCCUCCAGAACACCUGUCCGCCUCUCCCCCUCCUCCUCUUCCUCCUCUGUCACUGUUAAACCUCUCACUCACUGGCGCCCCCAACAGGAAGAAAGAAGAUCCAUACCUCCUCUGUCCUUCCUCUCUCCCUCCAUUCUCCUUUCCCUCGUGUUUUUUUCUGCAUGUUGAACAUUGUUUUCUAACAGAAAACUGAUGUUUUUUUAAAAAAGAAAAAACACUUGAGCGUUUUUGGUGUGAAUUUUUUUUCUGUGCAUUUUUUUUUCCAAAGUUUGAAUCGGCUUUGAGAGCUGCUUGUUUUUAUUCAGACAUGACAAAGCACACUGCCUCCCCCUGCUCCUCAUCUUCUCCUCUUCCUCCUUCACACCGCCGACUCACCCCCCCCGUCCGUCCGUCCCCGUUUGUCUGUUUGUGAACACUGUGCAGAGCCUCCGUCCUUGUAAACUUCCACCUAGUUCCACCUCUUGCCUCCCCCUAUUCCAGCACCGUUGUCCUCCACCCCCUCUUACCCCGUCCGUCUCCCUUCCCCACCCUCGCUAAAGAAAAAGAAAACAAACCUUUCCGUGUCCUUGGAAAAAGAGAUUUCUCUCCAGUUUCAUUAUUUAAAUCUGUGGAAUAGUGGAAUAAGGCUCCGUACCUUAAGUUUUGAAACAGCAGCAAAAAGGAGAAUGAAAUCAAACAGAAGGAUCUCUCUUUUUCAGCUUGGUUUCGAGUUUGUUCCAAUGUGGAGUUUUGGAGGAAAAACAAAUAAAAUCUGUGACCAUCUCGUC
Messenger RNA from Oryzias melastigma (Indian medaka), 4745 nucleotides. It is a transcript of the gene atp1a3a, whose product is annotated as ATPase Na+/K+ transporting subunit alpha 3a. The record is from RefSeq and is a predicted model, not a curated record. Gene Ontology annotation, cellular component: membrane. Bases 394 to 3462 code for a protein of 1022 amino acids. Gene Ontology annotation, molecular function: P-type sodium:potassium-exchanging transporter activity; ATP hydrolysis activity; ATP binding. Lineage: Eukaryota; Metazoa; Chordata; Actinopteri; Beloniformes; Adrianichthyidae. Gene Ontology annotation, biological process: potassium ion import across plasma membrane; intracellular potassium ion homeostasis; sodium ion export across plasma membrane. The transcript is spliced from 23 exons.